Gekko japonicus is the source of this 1834-nucleotide messenger RNA. RefSeq names its product inactive carboxypeptidase-like protein X2. Gene Ontology annotation, biological process: proteolysis. The record is from RefSeq and is a predicted model, not a curated record. The annotation marks the transcript as partial. Gene Ontology annotation, molecular function: zinc ion binding; metallocarboxypeptidase activity. The transcript is spliced from 13 exons. NCBI's taxonomy places the organism in Eukaryota, Metazoa, Chordata, Lepidosauria, Squamata, Gekkonidae.
AUGGAUGAUACUGUAAAGAAAUGCCUUUUAUCAGCAGAAGAAGUACAGACAAUUAAGAAGAAGGUCCAAAAAGUGGAAAAGCAUCAAGAAAGACAAGACAACAAGCUGCUUAUGCUUCAAAUGGAAAAAUCUAACCUUAUUCUCGGCUUCCGGGGAUUGAGGGAGGAAGAUGGGGAUAUCCUUAGAGACAUUUUAUCAACGGCAAAAACAAUACGCUGUCCUCCCCUUGGUCUUGAAACAUUAAAGAUUAGUGACUUCCAGCUCCAUGCCUCUACAGUAAAACGAUAUGGCCUCGGGGCCCACAGAGCACGGCUAAAUAUUCAGGCAGGUGUUAAUGAGAAUGAUUUUUAUGAUGGUGCUUGGUGUGCAGGACGGAACGAUCCGUACCAGUGGAUUGAAUUAGAUGCUCGGAGGCUAACAAAGUUCACAGGCGUUAUCACGCAGGGAAGAAAUUCUCUCUGGCUGAGUGACUGGGUAACCUCUUACAAAGUAAUGGUGAGCAAUGAUAGUCACACCUGGAUCACUGUCAAAAAUGGAUCUGGAGACAUGAUUUUUGAAGGCAAUGAUGAAAAAGAGAUCCCAGUCCUCAACGAACUGCCUGUACCUCUUGUUGCACGUUACAUUCGGAUAAACCCCCGAACAUGGUAUGAAGAAGGAAGCAUAUGCAUGAGGCUUGAGAUCUUAGGUUGUCCUUUGCCAGAUCCAAAUAACUAUUAUCACAGAAGAAAUGAAAUGAUGACAACAGACAACCUUGAUUUUAAGCACCACAACUAUAAAGAAAUGAGGCAGCUGAUGAAAGUUGUAAAUGAGAUGUGUCCAAACAUCACAAGAAUUUACAAUAUCGGGAAGAGUCAUCAAGGGCUAAAGCUGUAUGCUGUUGAAAUCUCAGACAACCCAGGAGAACACGAAGUUGGUGAACCUGAAUUCCGAUACAUGGCAGGGGCUCAUGGGAAUGAAGUGCUUGGGCGAGAGCUGCUACUUUUGUUAAUGCAGUUCAUGUGCCAGGAAUAUCUGGCUGGAAAUUCACGCAUUGUACGCCUCAUUGAAGAUACGAGAAUUCAUCUUCUUCCUUCAAUCAACCCAGAUGGAUAUGAGAAAGCUUAUGAAGUGGGCUCAGAAUUAGGAGGAUGGUCUUUAGGACGGUGGACUGAAGAUGGCAUUGAUAUCAACAAUAAUUUCCCUGACUUAAAUACUCUGCUUUGGGAAGCUGAAGAUCGGUGGAAGCUUCAAAGGAAGGUCCCUAAUCAUCACAUACUGAUUCCAGAUUGGUACCUGUCUGAAAAUGCUACAGUGGCAGUUGAAACGCGAGCAGUAAUAGCAUGGAUGGGGAAAAAUCCAUUUGUGCUUGGGGGCAACUUACAGGGAGGAGAGCUGGUCGUAGCCUAUCCCUAUGAUAUGGUCCGGUCAACAUGGAAAACACAGGAGCACACACCUACCCCAGACGAUCACGUGUUUCGAUGGCUGGCAUAUUCCUAUGCAUCCACUCAUCGAUUAAUGACAGAUGCCUGGAGGAGAGUUUGCCACACAGAGGACUUUCAGAAGGAAGACGGAACUGUAAAUGGAGCAUCAUGGCACACUGUUGCAGGAAGUAUAAAUGACUUUAGCUAUCUACAUACAAAUUGUUUUGAGCUAUCUAUAUAUGUCGGCUGUGAUAAAUAUCCUCAUGAAAGUGAAUUACCAGAAGAGUGGGAAAACAACCGAGAAUCCCUCAUUGUUUUCAUGGAGCAGGUACACCGUGGCAUUAAAGGCAUAGUGAGAGAUCUACAUGGAAAAGGAAUUCCAAAUGCCAUUAUUUCUGUAGAAGGUGUUAACCAUGACAUCCGUACAGGUAAUG